Messenger RNA from Galeopterus variegatus (Sunda flying lemur), 1610 nucleotides. It is a transcript of the gene TERF1, whose product is annotated as telomeric repeat binding factor (NIMA-interacting) 1. The record is from RefSeq and is a predicted model, not a curated record. NCBI's taxonomy places the organism in Eukaryota, Metazoa, Chordata, Mammalia, Dermoptera, Cynocephalidae. Gene Ontology annotation, molecular function: protein homodimerization activity; telomeric repeat DNA binding. Gene Ontology annotation, biological process: telomere maintenance. Bases 1 to 1320 code for a protein of 439 amino acids. Gene Ontology annotation, cellular component: chromosome, telomeric region; nucleus. The transcript has 11 exons.
AUGGCGGAGAGCGCGGCCUCAGCGGCCCUUAGCCCGCGCGGCCGUGCGGACGGGAAAGAUGCCGACCUCCUAGAGGAGGGGAUGGCGGAAACGGAGAGAGACGACCAGCAGCAGUUUGAGUGCCAGGAGCUUCUCGACUGCCAGGUGCAGGUGGGGGCCCCCGAGGAGGAGGAGGAGGACGCGGGCCUAGUGGCCGAGGCCGAGGCCGUGGCUGCCGGUUGGAUGCUCGAUUUCCUCUGCCUCUCUCUUUGCCGAGCCUUCCGCGACGGCCGCUCCGAGGACUUCCACCGGACCCGCGACAGCGCCGAGGCUAUUAUUCAUGGACUGUCGAGUCUAACAGCUUAUCAAUUGAAAACUAUAUACAUUUGUCAGUUUUUGACAAGAAUUGCCGCAGGAAAAACUCUUGAUGCACAGUUUGAAAGUGAUGAACGAAUCACACCGUUGGAAUCAGCCCUGAUGAUUUGGGGUUCAGUUGAAAAGGAACAUGACAAACUUCAUGAAGAAAUACAGAAUUUAAUUAAAAUUCAGGCUAUAGCUGUUUGUAUGGAAAAUGGUGAUUUUAAGGAAGCAAAAGAAGUCUUUGAAAGAAUAUUUGGUGACCCAAAUUUUUAUACGCCUUUAAAAAGGAAAUUGCUUAUGAUAAUCUCUCAGAAAGAUGCAUUCCAUUCAUUUUUUCAACACUUCAGCUACAACCACAUGAUGGAGAAAAUUAAGAGUUAUGUGAACUAUGUGCUAAAUGAAAAAUCAUCAACCUUUCUAAUGAAGGCAGCAGCAAAAGUAGUAGAAAGUAAAAGAGCAAGAACAAUAACUUCUCAAGAUAAACCUAACAGUAAUGAUAUUGAAAUGGAAACUGAAGCUAAUUUGGAUAUAGGAAAAAGUGUUAGUGACAAACAGUCUGCGGUAACUGAAUCCUCGCGGGAUAGAGUAUCCUUAUUGAGGUCUCACAGGAACCUCUUAUCUAAGUUGAAACAUGGAAGCCAGCAACAAGAUCUUAAUAAAAAAGGAGUGGGAACUCUUCAAAUUGGAAAAAAGAAAAAACACAGACAAGCCAGUACAAGCAAGAGCAUAUAUGUUGCAAAGAGUCAACCAGUUACUCCUGAAAAACAUCAACCUAGGAAAAAACAGCUGGACAUGAUGUGUCAGGCAUGGCUUUGGGAAGAAGACAAGAAUUUGAAAUCUGGUGUGAGAAAAUAUGGAGAAGGAAACUGGACUAAAAUACUAUUACAUUAUAAAUUCAACAACCGAACAAGUGUCAUGUUAAAAGACAGGUGGAGGACUAUGAAGAAACUAAAACUGAUUUGCUCAGACAGUGAAGACUGAGUGUGUUUAUAAAAGCUUGAUAAAAGGAAAGUUAAAUAUUUAGAUCACUGCAUUUUGUUUAAAACUUGCUGGUCAUUAAUGUGUAUUAAGUUUUUUGUUUAAAGCAUAAUAUUUUUCUGUGACAAUAUGAGGAUUUGUGCUACAAGAGUAAAAUUAUAUGCCAUCCUUACAUUCUUUAAGAAUCUUUAUAUUUUGCUGAAAUGUAAAUUUGUUGAACCCUGUCACAUUCAAUACCCCCACUCCCAAAUCCUGUUAAAAUAAAAAAUUAAAACCUGUUAGGGGAAAAAAUA